CCCCUGGGGUUACAGGGGCCGUGACAGGCUCUCUUCCCUCCUCUAGCAUUACAGGGUCCGUGGGGUGGGACAGGAUCCCUUUCCCUUAAGGAGGGCUGUGGCAUUAAUGCCAAUUUGGUCUUUGGUAAAGAUGGAGCUAAAAUUUCAGCCCCUCUCUCCAAAACUGCAACUGGCACGGUGGGUUGGGCAGGGAGCCAUGUCCAGUCCCUGCACUGGCCCAGGUGGUCCCGUUGGGGUCAGGGCGCGGUUGCAGGGGAGCUGCUGUCACCCUGGCAUCGAAGGGAGAGAGGAUGGGGUGCAGGAGCAAAGGGGUCCCAUGUCCUUCAGAGCCAUGCUGUCAGCCCCGCGGUCUUGUAUGAUUGAGGUCUAAGCAUGGUGCAGAGCCAUGGGUGAUGCAAGCAGGACUGUGGUUCUGUGUGUGUGUGCAUACAUAUAGCUACACAGUUAUGUAACUGUUAGGGUUAUGGAAAUGGGUGGCAAUUAGAGGAAAGAUGUAGACAGAGAUGACUGUGUUACAUUUGGAAAGAAUCAGAGACAGUCACUUUUCUGCACUGCAAAGGAAGGGGAAUUAAUGUAAAUAUGGUGAAGGAUCUGGAGCACAAGUCUUAAGAUGAGCAGCUAAGAGAACUGGGGUUGUUCAACCUCAAGAAGAGGAGGCUGAGGGGAGACCUCAUCGCUCUCUACAACUGCCAAAAAGGAGGUUGUAGUGAGGUGAGUGCUGGUCUCUUCUCCCAAGUAAUGAGCGACAGAAUGAGAUGAAAUGGCCUCACGUUGUGCCAGGGGAGGUUCAGAUUAGACAUUAGGAAAAAUUUCUUCACCAAAAAGGUCCUUGGGUGCAGGCAGAGGCUGCCCAGGGAAGUGAUGGAGUCCCCAUCCCUGAAAGUGUUUAAAAGACUGGUAGAUGAGGUGCUCAGGGAUAUGGUUUAGUAGUGGACAGAUACAGUUGAACCCAAUGAUCUCAAAGGUCUUUUCCAACCAAAUGAUUCUGUAAUUUUUUCUCCUCAUUCUAAAGCAGCCAACAGCGAAAGAGUGAGUGAAGGUGCUAUGGCUUUGUGUGGAGUGUGGCACUACCUCCAUGUUGUCUUCAGAGGGAAAGCUUUUGGUUUCUUCAUGCAGAUGGAAGUACUUAAAGAUUCAAGCAUUUCUGGAGCUUGUAAGUGGGGAGAGUGAGGAGGAAAGUAAUGGCGUCAACCUGAUGGAGUUCUCGGAUGAGAUCCUUUUGCACAUCCUCAGCUAUGUCCCUUGCACAGACCUUGUCCUGAACGUCAGGAGAACCUGCAGAAAACUCGCAACACUUUGCCUUGACAAGAGCCUAACGCAUACAGUUGUACUUCAGAAAGACUACAAGGUGAACAAAGACAAAGUGAAGCAGCUGAUGAGGGAUAUUGGAAAAGAGAUUUACCAGCUGAACAUGGCUGGGUGCUAUUGGCUGCCCAGCUCCACUAUUGAUCAUGUAACACGGUGCAAGAACUUGGUAAAACUGAACUUGUCUGGGUGCCACAUCACCUCUCUUCGUCUCUCCAAGAUGCUGUCCACACUCCAGCACCUGUGCUCCCUGGCGAUAGAUGUAAACCCAGGUUUUGAUGCCAGUCAGCUAAGCAGUGAGUGUAAAGCCACUCUUAGCCGUGUCUUGGAGUUGAAGCAAACCCUUUACACGCCAUCGUAUGGUGUCGUUCCAUGCUGCACUAGCCUUGAGAAACUGCUGCUUUAUUUUGAGAUCCUCGAUCGCUCACGAGAAGGUUUUAUGCUCUCUGGGCAGCUAAUGGUAGGUGAGAGCAAUGUGCCCCAUUACCAGAACCUCCGCGUCUUCUAUGCCAGGCUGGCUCCUGGCUACGUUAAUCAGGAGGUGGUGAGGCUUUACUUGGCGGUGCUAAGUGAUCGGACACCUGAGAACCUUCACGCCUUCCUUAUUUCUGCCCCUGGUAGCUUUGCAGAAACGGGAGCCACUAAAAACCUCCUGGACUCUAUGGCUCGAAAUGUACGUCUGGAUGCUUUACAAUUGCCCAAAGCCUGGAUUAAUGGCUCUGGGCUCCUGCAACACUUGAAAUUCAAUAACCCUUUCUACUUCAGCUUUAGCCGAUGCACCUUAUCUGGUGGUCACUUGAUCCAGAGGGUUAUUAAUGGUGGGAAAGACCUGAAAAGCUUGACCAGUUUGAAUCUCAGUGGCUGUGUUCACUGUCUGGCUCCGGAGUCCUUGUUUCGAAAAGCGGAAGAUGACAUUGACAGUAGCAUUCUGGAAAGCUUGGUCGUGUCUUGCUGCAACCUGAGACACCUCAACCUCUCUGCAGCUCACCAUCACAGCUCGGAAAGCAUAGGGAAUCACUUGUGCCAGCUCCUGUCCAGGCUAAAGCACCUGCUCUCACUAGCACUGCCGGUUUGCUCCAUCACAGAUGUUGCUGCUAACGUGGAAAAGCCUCCCAAGGCAUCUAAUUUGGUGCCUCAAGCGUUUGGAAAGAAAGUGCGGAUGGGGAUACAGACGUAUCCAAGGAACUUAGCGGACCAGGCAAGUCAGAAGAUAGAGUCUUCAGUAUUCUGGGCUCUGAUGGGAAGCCUCCGAUUUUUGGAAACCUUGGAAAUAAUUGGGUCCAGUUUUUCCUCUGCCAUGCCCCGCAACGAGCCAGCAAUUCGGAACUCGUUGCCUCCUUGUGUCCGGGCACAAAGCGUGGGGGAUUCAGAGGUGGCUGCUAUUAGCCAAUUGACUUACUUGCAGAGCCUCACCUUAGCACAACUGCCAAAUAUUCUUACAGGCUCUGGGCUGAUUAACAUCGGAUUGCAGUGCCAGCACUUGCGGACUCUUUCAUUGGCCAACCUGGGCAUGAUGGGGAAGAUGGUCUAUAUGUCUGCUCUCAUGGACAUGCUGAAACACUGCAAGUGUUUGAGAGAUCUCAGGCUGGAACAGCCGUACUUCUGUGCGGGUGCCCAGUUCUUCCAGGCACUGAGUCAUUGCUCCUCUCUCCAGCGGCUUUGCAUCGUCUCCCGGAGUGGGACUCUGCAGUCUGACGCAGUGAUGUCAUUCAUGGCCAGCUGCCUUGAGGUCAUCAUGUGCCACAUGUUUAUGGGAGAAUCUCUUACCGUUUGCAAAAACCUCCAGCAAUCUAUUGUCCGGAGUUUCCAGGCAGACCGCCCUGCGUUGAAUGUCAUCAUUUUCCCUCUGCUUCACGAGGACUUGACAGAGGUGAUCAGAGAUGUCCCCAUGCGGCACUUGGAUGAAAUUACCUUGUUUAAAAGCAGAGUGGCCGAGGAACCUCCCAACUUGUGGUGGUGACUGUCACAGCAUGGAAAGGACGGUCAGUGUGAGCACAUGGAAUAGCUUCUUGUUGGCCUGGAUUCCCCAUCUUCAGCUCCUGGCCACCUCCCUGGAUGCUGUACAAUCACUUUAAAUAGGUGCAAUUGCAAAAUAAAAAAAGCUGGUCCUUUGCAGUGGGGAAACAUCUAUUGGAUAUUGCUUGCAUCUGAAAAUCCUGUCUCAAAGGCUUCUGGAAUCUGAUGAGUAUUUCCUUGCGGUUAAUAUGAAUUGCUUCGUUAUUUUAUUGAAGUUAAAGGUAAGAUAAACUGACUUAACAAUGCUCUCUCCUUGUGUCGCCUGGUGUAUUUCCUAAGGGACCCUGUGUACUUUUGCAGUGUGCUUUGUGAUAGUGGUGGAAAUCAUUCUUUGCUUCGGUCUAUUUUUGGCAAAGUAGAAAGCCUAAGUCAGCUAAGAGGCACAAAAAUGUGUUGCUCAAUUUAAGUGCAUCACAUCUUGUCUGUGUUUCAGAUAUGCAUUUGUAGUCACACACAUGCAGUCACAGGUAUUCAAAGGGGUUUUUGGAUUGAGAAGUACCACAAGGAUUCUUUUUUUUGUUAUUAAAUAACAAAUUAAGGUCAUUAGCACCUGGACCAUGAUAUAUUCUUGCUGAUGCUGUUUCCGUUGGUCUGGUGGAAGAAGUUCUCAGCUCUUUGGAAAUCCUUGUCCUAGGGUAAGUGGUGCCUACAGUGAAUAAGUUGAGGUUCAGAUCUGAUUUAAAUGCAACCUGUCUUGCAGUGUAGAUGAGAAUGUAGUGUUCCAGUCCUGUCCUUAGAUGCCAUGCCUUGGGCUCAUGCUAAUUUUAGAGAUGUUAUGAAGUAUUUUCACAGUGUGAUUUCAGUCAGCUUCUCUGUUCCACAGAACUUCCUCAGGCCUUGGUAGUGGUCUGGAUCACUUUCAUAUUGCCUUAUUUACUGAGCACUUUUGAAAGCAUCAGACAGCUGUACCAAAAGCCGAGUUAUGAAUUCCUGGAGCGAUGUUUCUGGAUGGCAGUUGGAUUUCCUUUCCGCUGGAGUGUUUUGUGGUAGCACUGUGGGUCUGUCUGCUGCAAAACAGUUCUCAAACAGAGCUGUCUAACUUCUCCACCUGGACGCUCCCUAAUGUGUUGAGCCAUGCUUUUCUGGGGAGGCCCAGUGUUGUCCAAAGAUGAUGUCCCCGUCUGCUUGUUGGCAUUUUCUCCAUAAGCUGCCAUCGCCCAAAUGGUGUUCUGCUGUCAGUGGUUCGUAGGAAGCCUGGUCUGAUUUGAGACCACAAUGCACCUCGCGGGUUUGGAGGACUUUUCCUUCUUACUUUCCCGUCAGUCAGGUGUGAACCUGCCUGGAAAUCUGUCUUGCUGGUGUAAAUCUUGCACCAGACUGUGGUAAUCCUUGUGCUCAAAUAGGUUGCGGUGUUAACAAACAGGUUAAUAUUAGCUUUCUGCUAGCACUGGUCUGUGCGAUGCUAAAACUAACUCCUGCAUGCUUUUGUUGUCUGCCCUGAGUUUCCCUCCCGUUCCAACUCAGGACAGGGUGCCAGCAGCAGUCUCUGUUUUGCUGCUGGUAACAAGGUGGUGAGGCUGCUUGUCCUCCCCCUGAGAACAGCUGCAGCUGAGCCGCAAGCACUCCUGAAGUCUGGGACCACUCUGCCUUAGGGUAGACACCGUGCAGGUGAGUAUGAGGAGCUGAUGAGGAUUCUUGGCAUCCUCCCACUGUUUGCUCUCCCAGCGAGGACAUUCUUUCUACCUCUUGUCAUAUUGUUCACCUGUUUGAAUCCCUCUCUUCCCUGUCCAACAGCUUUCUUCUCUCUUCCUCCUUCACUUCAGCAAAUCACAUGUACUUUUUGCCAGGAAUGCGAUCACUGCCCUGUCCAGUUCAGGCCACUUCAACUCUGCUUAGCUUUUGUCUAGGUUUCUUUCCCGGAAUAAAUAGCAAGGGUUAGGCAGCCUUUGCAAAGCUGCUGUCUCUUCCUUGUGCCUCUAGCCUUGGGGCAAGGUAGAGGGAAGGCUGGGGCUUUGGAGCUCCAGCUCUGAUGCUUAAGGGGACCUGUUUCAUCCUGUGGAGGAAUCGCAGCGUUUGGUGUGUGCUACAGGAGCAAGGCCAUUCCCACUCUCAGCGGGGAUUUCCCUUCCACAUACGCACUGGGCAAGAGUUUGGCAGAACCGCCAGCUCGCCUGUUCCUGUCCCCUGGAAAACCUGGGUGGGGGGAAACACUGGUGUGCAGAGAACAUCUGUUGCUUAAUGGUGCUGUUAACCCUCUGGUCUUGGGGGUUCGAGGAGCCUGAUGAGACAUGCUGUACCUAGACCUCUCGCUUGGCAAAGUGAUACCCAUCUGCCUCGUGUCUUGCUAGAGCAGGGCGGGCAAUCAGGCAUGUUUUAUAAUGCCGUUAUUCUGCUGCCUGGAGUAUAAUGUUUAGACAUCUGUAUUCACACAAGAGGGUCAGAAGUCCUGAUGCGAAUACUACCAGUUAUAAUCAGGGCUAGGAAAGGUCACCCUCAGGUAAUAAAGAUAGCACCACAAAUAGUGAUAAAGAGCUAAAAUCUCCUUCCACUCUUGACUCCCCAACUCCGGGCCAAUGCUCAGUGUCUCUACUACAAAUCCUCUUAUGGUGAGUGAGAAUUUCCGCUGCUUCUGCACUCCAGGCAGGAUUCACCAGAUGUUAAUAAUGUGCUUAUUUUCUCUAAGUGCUAUUUUGGCAUCGGUGUUAAUUACAAUUUAUAUUCUGCAACAUUUACACUGGGAAAAGAACCCACCCUAAUAGUCCCCAAUUGGCAGAGCCGGGCUAUUAAACAUAGCACCAUAUGUUCUGAGCAGAGGAAUAUAUGGGACUCGGAGCCCACUCAGUGCUGAGACUGACGUGCAGCGUUAGAGGAGGAGAAGAGAACGCAGAGACGGGUGGUUUGUUCCUAGCUUUUAUUUAAUAUCAAAUUCCCCCUCCUUUUCUCUGGUCUCUGUCCCCACCUCUCCAGAAAUCUCCCUCCUGCUAUCUGUGAGCAUCUAACGAGGUGAUCUCUGAGCCUGCUGAUGCCAUUGUCCAUAGUCUAAAACAAAUGAAUUCAAUUACAGAAGGUGCCCUUCUCGCAGGGGCUGCGUCUGCAGGAUUCCCAGUCCCUGCUGGCGUGUUUUUUGCUGCGCUCCAAAUCAGACCUCCAACCUCUGAGGACUGCAGAAGAAGUCUUUCCUUUGACCACCAAUGAAGUGGUGAGAAAGAUAUUCUGGGACAAGUGCCAUUAAUGCGUAAAAUCAGAAGUUGCUUGCUGCUCUGCUGAUGUCCAAAGUCUUGUUUAGCGAUGUGGCUUUUGGUUCCUGCAGGCUGGGAGAGUCUGGGCCUGACGAGUGGCAGUGGUUUUCAUUGGGGGGAAUGUGGUGGGGCUAAGUCAUCCGUAUUACAGUCAACUUCUUAGAAGGAUGGUAAGUGAAAGGAUUGCUUCCUCAGCCGUCUUGCAAAGCUGAUUUCAUGGUCUCUUUAGAAAAUGGCAGUGUGUCCCCUGCUCCCUUUGGUAAGGGAGCUGUGUGGCAGCGACCGCUCUGUUCAGGAGAGCUUGGAUUGUGAUCGCUUGUCUGUUUAGCAGGUGGUUUGGCAGGAGAAGAGAUAGGAGUGAGAGGAGUGUGGUGUGGACCUGGAAUUGGAAGUCAGAUGCGCCUGUGAGGCUUGGCCUUGGUUUCCCCACUUGUGCAAGGGGAGGAGGUUUCAUAGACCUUGUGUGAGGGCGAUCCUGGAGUGAAAACGCUCUUCCUCCCCCCCCCCCCUAAGUGAGAUGGCGCUUCCUUAGGAGGGAGGGCAGGGCUGGGGCUGCCCAUGCAGCCUGUGGGUAGCAGAGCAGCAAUCCUGCUUGCUUCAGUUCACACGACUACCUCCUCCUCUGCUGUGGCACGUGAGACUCCCAGGGGAGCAGAGCAGGAUCCAGCCCCUCUGCUGAUCUUCAGAGGCACAAAAUUCCUGCAGCAACGUACAGGAAUGGGACGGUGCGUUGUGCGGUGCGAGGUGCUUUCUCCCAACAGCCCUCUUUUAGGAUGGGGUAUCCCCCCAUGGCCUCCGGACUGCAGGGCUUUUCCAUCUGUGGAGUUAAUCGGUGUGGAACGGUUGUUUUGGCUGCCCAAGGGACGUGCAGUUCCCCUUGGAUGGUCCCAGUGGAGAGCGUCCAGCCCCGGCUCCUCGCCCCUGCCUGCAGGGAGCCGCGCUGGGUAAUGCAGAGGCGAACCUCCCUCCAUUGCAGCUCUCCCGACCCUUUGAUGAGAUGCGCAGGCUACUCCAGCAGGAGAAUCAUUUCCAUAGAAACCAAUUGGGAUGUUGUACAGGGAAUAAUGAUUAAUAGUGAAGGGAUGUUGCCUCGGGCCCUUUUCAUUUUUUAGGGGGCAGUGAGGGACAAACCAGAGCACAGGUAGGUAGGGGGACAGGCAAGCUCGAAAACUAAUGAAAACCAUCCCUUCCAUUAAUUUCCAGGGCAGCUUCCCCUCUUCUCCUCCUGCCCUCUUCCCCCCUCUCGCUGCUGCUUCCCAGCUUUCGUCAAAUUUUCAAAAUGGCCAACCUGGUUAGAAAUAAUCAUAAUAAUAAAAAAGGAUGGAUGAGGUCUGACUACUAACAUUGUUGCUGUUAGCAGCAGGAUUUCAGCCAUAAAACAUGAAGCAAGGGAGGCAUUGACCUUUCCGCUGUUUGAAAUGAAUGGAGACAUCAAUAUCUAUUGUUUUGUGGCAUUGACCUCUGACGCUUUCCCUUCGCCCUCCCCUUGCUUUUUUUUUUUCAUUCCCCCCCCCCCCCCCCC
Messenger RNA from Cuculus canorus (common cuckoo), 8022 nucleotides. RefSeq names its product F-box and leucine rich repeat protein 18 (gene FBXL18). The record is from RefSeq and is a predicted model, not a curated record. Gene Ontology annotation, cellular component: SCF ubiquitin ligase complex. Lineage: Eukaryota; Metazoa; Chordata; Aves; Cuculiformes; Cuculidae. Gene Ontology annotation, biological process: SCF-dependent proteasomal ubiquitin-dependent protein catabolic process. The transcript is spliced from 5 exons. Bases 1076 to 3265 code for a protein of 729 amino acids. Gene Ontology annotation, molecular function: protein binding.